Messenger RNA from Cynoglossus semilaevis (tongue sole), 1755 nucleotides. It is a transcript of the gene dennd10, whose product is annotated as DENN domain containing 10. The record is from RefSeq and is a predicted model, not a curated record. Gene Ontology annotation, biological process: protein transport; regulation of early endosome to late endosome transport. Gene Ontology annotation, molecular function: small GTPase binding; guanyl-nucleotide exchange factor activity. NCBI's taxonomy places the organism in Eukaryota, Metazoa, Chordata, Actinopteri, Pleuronectiformes, Cynoglossidae. The coding region runs from base 176 to 1231 and encodes 351 amino acids. Gene Ontology annotation, cellular component: late endosome. The transcript has 10 exons.
CGAGAUAUGAUUGACUGUGACCGCUUCUAACCUGCAGUCCCGGAAAUAGGAAGUGUGGUGGAAACUAGGACUCUUUGACAUAUGUGGGAGCGACGACAUCAUAUUUAAAUAUUUUCUUUUACAAUAAACCUGCACGGGAUUCUAUUUUAGCGUUUGGACGCAGAAGGUAUGGAACAUGGCAACAAUUGAAACGCAGCUUAUGCUAAGCGUUGGAUUAAUAGAGAAAGAUGCAAACGGAGACACGCUGUGGGUGUGGUGUUAUCCCUCCGUGGACUCAAACCUGAGACAAGUGCUGCUCAGCAAGUGUUGCCUCACACAGCAGGGCCGGGAUUUUCACACUUUUGUGUUUGGUCAGUUCUGUGGUACUUGGUACUACAUCACCACAGUGGAGGUACAGGAAUCAACCCCACUAAAAAAGGUCACUCAUUUUUCAAUAGCACUAACAGCAAAAGACUUUAAUCCAGAAAAGUAUGCAGCACUCAGUCGAAUACUCUGCAGGAUGUACAUCAAACAUGGCAGCCCAGUGAAGAUGAUGGAGGCUUACCUGACUGUUCUUAUUAAAGGAAUUUGCCAAAGUGAUGAAAAUGGCUCGUUCCUCAUUAAGGACUAUGAUGUACGGAAGGCGUACCUGGCCGGUUCAAUCAAAGAUGUGGUGUCUCAGUUCGGCAUGGAGACCAUCAUCCUCUACACUGCCGUCAUGCUGAAGAAGAGGAUCGUCGUCCAUCAUCCUCGUAUUGAAGCCUUGUUGGAGUUUACAAGAGUUCUGCCAGCCCUUUCGUGGCACAGGAAGGAUUGGUCCAUCCUGCACCCAUACGUGGACCUGAAUGACACUGAAGUGGAGGAUUUACAGAAAUGUCCUGGUUACAUAGCAGGAUUUGUUGAGCCGGAAGUCGUUAACAGGCCAGAAUUGUUUGAUGUGUAUGUGAACCUCCCUGACAGUGUCAUCAAAGUUUCCCAGAAUGCUAAAGAGGCCAUGUCCAUGGGGAAGCUACACAAAGAGGUUGGUCACCUUAUUGUCCAGUCAUCUGAAGACCCCGAGAAGUCAGACAGUCAGGUGAUUAAGGAUCUGUCUCUGAAGACCAAGGACAUUCUGGCCAACUUGGUUGCCCUGGCAGAAACCUGUGAAGACUCUAAAAUAACACUGGAAGGUUUAAAGAAACAUCAUUUCCCUGCGGCCACCGAGAACUUCCUGUUUCAUCUGGCAGCUGCUGAGCAGCUUCUAAGGAUAUAAAUCUGUUUCUAUCAAUAGAAACCAGAUGCUGACUCUGCCUUUUUGUAAAUGUUGGGAUUAUUGAUAUUUUUAUAAAAUGUUUGUUCACUUUCUCAGAGUAACAUUUUUAACAGUGUUAACUUUUUUUGCGCUGACUCACCACAAUAUUAAACAUUGUCAAAACUAAAUAUUUAAUCGUGUUUUUCUAUAUUUCUAUAAGCCUGCCAAAAUUAUUCCACAAAAAGAAGCAGUGGAAGUCGAAUGAGCUCCAAACUUCAGGACUUUCUCUGUCUUUUGUAGUUAUUUCAGCUAUAAUUUAACAGUAAUGAUAUUACAUUAGAAGUACUGGAGUGUUAAUGCAGCUUUAGUAAUACUGUCACAGAUGACAGAAAUACAAAUGUGAACUUCCUUUGACUCUCAGACGCGUCGCUUUAAGGAAUCAGUCGGACAUGAAAAACAUUGAAACGGCAACAGAAAUGUAAGUUAUUUUGUAUUUAAUCCAUGACCUUAAUCUCAGAACUGAAUUAAAAAAACCUCUGCCUUUA